AUGGCCAAGUGCGGGAGCGGCUAUCAGAUGACAUUAUCGUGGAUACCUGCCGAGUGUGGCACAGUACCACCCAACGCUCUGGAUGCAGGGGGUAAGGUCUACGUGUGUCGGGCAGAACACGACGGAGAAAUUCUACCCGGAAAGUUGAUGGAGUCAACGCAUUCGGCGUACGUCAGUGCCAAUGGGAAGGAGUACGAAAAACUUGUAUACGACGCGCUGUGUCAAACCGGAGUGAGCUGUAAUCAUACAUUUGAAUGGAAGAAGGACGGUGAUGGAAAAAUACCGGAAAACUCUCUGGUGGCAGGCAUCACAGUGAACAAGGAACCCCUGUACGUCGCGCGGAUUUAUUUUGAUGGUGAAUAUAUUGUUGGAAAAGUGAUAGAUACAGCUAGUUCCUGGCUUCGAAAACUGCACGGAUGUCCACCAGUGCGUGUUGAUCCACUGCUAGUUCAAAAGGCACAGACUCUUGCGAAUCGAAUGGCACUGUCACAAACAAUAACCACAUUCGGUGAUCCUACAGUCGGUGAGAAUUUCUACCUGAAUAUUGGACGUCCGAGUGUGAGUGCCGAACGAAUAGUUAACGAGUGGUACAGUGAAAUCAGGUCACAUAUGUUUGGCGCCGAAAAGCAACCCAACUCUCACAACUUCUCUCAGCUCAUUUGGAAGUCUACAACGAGGGUUGGAUAUGGGAGAACCGCAAUUCACGGAGGCUGUACAGCCUUCGUCGUGGCACUGUUUCAAGCUCGGGGAAAUGUACCAGGUGACUACACAGAAAAUGUCCCUCCACGCCUAGAUGGCACCAUUCCCGUGGAUUUGGGGAGCGCUGGUUUGAUUAUCAUGUAAACUUGGUUUCGAAACUACACAAAGCAGAUCUUACUUUGGUACUUUUGAUUUGCAUUUGUAUUUUGUGAAUGAAUCCAGCUUCCCACAACUCCACCUGUGGAAACAUUUGAAUUCAAAAAUACACACGUGACGUUUGCCAGCG
Opisthorchis viverrini is the source of this 985-nucleotide messenger RNA. RefSeq lists its product as hypothetical. The transcript is spliced from 6 exons. The record is from RefSeq and is a predicted model, not a curated record. Lineage: Eukaryota; Metazoa; Platyhelminthes; Trematoda; Opisthorchiida; Opisthorchiidae. Bases 1 to 843 code for a protein of 280 amino acids.